This is a messenger RNA of Talpa occidentalis (Iberian mole), 4834 nucleotides long. It is a transcript of the gene MARCHF7, whose product is annotated as membrane associated ring-CH-type finger 7. Gene Ontology annotation, molecular function: zinc ion binding; ubiquitin conjugating enzyme binding; ubiquitin binding. Gene Ontology annotation, cellular component: nucleus. Bases 1368 to 3590 code for a protein of 740 amino acids. Gene Ontology annotation, biological process: protein autoubiquitination. The record is from RefSeq and is a predicted model, not a curated record. NCBI's taxonomy places the organism in Eukaryota, Metazoa, Chordata, Mammalia, Eulipotyphla, Talpidae. The transcript is spliced from 12 exons.
AACUUACUCUGCAUGUAUUAUAUCCCCCAGCAUGUUGACUGCUACACACUACCUCAGGUAAUUACACAUUCUGGUCAUAAUAACCUUAAAAUUUUACUCUGCCUGUAAAAGUCCCUCCCAGAAUAUUGACUGCUUCUAUACAUGAUAAUAUGUAUUUCUAUUUAAAUAAGUUCGAGACUGCAAGUGUGGGCAGGUACUUUUAAACUUUCCCUCUAAAUUAUACCACCUAUGUAAGUCUAGUGGUUAUUGCAUAGUCAUGGUUUAUUUUCAAAGUUGCAUUCUGGAUUAGAUGUGGAUUGAAUUAACAGUGAUUUCACAUUUCUGCUUUUUAAAGUACAAGUGAUUUCUCUUUCUGCCACAGUGGCAAAAGAUUUACUUGCCCAGAUGAAGCACAAAGAUGCCCUAUACACACAUGCACAGAUAGUCUACACGAAGAUGUCAGAUAGUGAAUUUGGAUGUAAAAAGUUACCCAGAUUCUUAUGCAGUGAAGUUUCAAUCACUUACAACCUCUUCACACUACUCUUCAUUUGAUGUAUGUCCAAGAGUGGUUCACACAUUUAAUAUUAUAUUUAAGGAAAAUAAUACUGCAAAAUGAGCAAAAAAUGUGAAACAUUUGUUUAAAUAUCUGUUGUAUUCUGGCUACCAAUUAGGGUUUCACAUUAUAAGAAUGAGCUUGACAAAGUGACCUCUGCAACUCACAAUUUAGUCAUCAGAAUAAUGUAUAAAGAACUUCUAUUACCUUACUGUAAGUAUAUAGUAGUACUGUGGGGGCACAGAAGAGAGGGGUGUUUAAUCUUGGGGGGAAAUUAUACAGGAAACAUUGCUUAAAAUGUGACAGAUAAGUAGGGAGUUUGAUAAGGACACUGGGAAGUCAUACCUUGUUUUACAAAUGGACAAUUUGUUCCUACAGCUGAAACAAAUUGAAUGGAAGGUUAGCACCACGACUGCCAUGAAAUGAAAGACUGUAUGAUUUUAGAAAGUGCUUGAUACUGUUGAGAAUGGAAAGAGAUUGUCCUUAAACUGAAUAAAAAUGACUUUCAGAUUAUUUUUGCAGUUACACCUUUCUGUUACUACAGAUAACUAAGUGCCAGAAAUAAAGAAUAGUGGGAGAUUCCUAAGUGAAAUAAACAGGCUUACAUCCAGUCUCAUUUUUGACCAACAUUUAAGAACUAAUGAACCUUUUAACUGUUAAAUAAUCAAAACUGAUCGCUUUAGGAUGAUUACAACUUAAGAUGAGUAAGAGCUUCAAGUUUCUACUAAAUCUACUUGAAUUCACUAAAGCAGUGACAUAAUUUACCGUGUCACAAAUCAUUAUUUUACAGAAGUUCUGUCUUUGAUGCAGUUGAUAAUCUCAAGGAACCUUAAGUAUGGAAUCUAAACCUUCAAGGAUUCCAAGAAGAAUUUCUGUUCAAUCCUCCAGCUCUUUAAGUGCUCGGAUGAUGUCUGGAAGCAGAGGAAGUAGUUUAAAUGAUGCCUAUCACUCAAGAGACUCUUCAUUUAGAUUGGAUCCUGAAUAUCAGUCUACAUCAGCAUCAGCAUCUGCAUCACCAUUUCAGUCUACAUGGUUUAGUGAAUCUGAGAUAACUCAGGGAGCUCGCUCAAGAUUGCAAAACCAGCAACGGGAUCAUGAUUCAAAAAGACCUAAGCUUUCUUGUACAAACUGUACAUCUACCUCAGCUGGGAGAAGUGUUGGGCAUGGUUUGAAUGCAGUAUCAGAUUCUUCUUGGAGGCAUAAUCAAGUUCCCAGAUCUUCAUCAAUGGUACUUGGAUCAUUUGGAACUGACUUAAUGAGAGAGAGGAGAGAUUUAGAUAGGAGAGCAGAUUCCUCCAUUAGUAGUCUUAUGGAUUAUAGUCAUCGAAGUGGUGAUUUCACAACUUCAUCAUAUGUGCAAGACAGAGUUCCUUCUUCAUAUUCACAGGGAGCAAGACCAAAAGAGAACUCAUUGAGCACUUUACAAUUGAAUACAUCAUCAACAAACCACCAAAUGCCUUCGGAACAUCAGACCAUACCAUGUUCUAGGGACUCUAGUAGAAAUCCUUUAAGAUCAAAUUUUUCUCCAAGAGAAUUGGAAACGCCCUCAAACACUACACACGCUGGAUUUUCUUAUAUUUCAAAUAGAGAUGAAACCUCAGCCAUGAGCAGUUCAGAUAGAGUUGGUUCAUCUCAAAGAUCAUUUCAAGAAUCUUCUGAUAAUGAAGGUAGACGUACAACUAGGAGAUUGCUGUCACGUAUAGCUUCUAGUAUGUCAUCUACUUUUUUUUCACGAAGAUCUAGUCAAGAUUCUUUAAACACAAGAUCACUGAGUUCUGAAAAUUCUUAUAUUUCUCCAAGAAUCUUGACGUCACAGUCUCGUAGUAAUGCAGCAUCAACUUCUGAUGUUCCUGAUAAUAGGGCAUCUGAAGCUUCUCAGGGAUUUCGAUUUCUUAGGCGAAGAUGGGGUUUGUCAUCUCUUAGCCAAAAUCAUAACUCUGAGCCCGAUUCAGAGAAUUUUAACCAAGAAUCUGAAAGUAGAAAUACAGGACCAUGGUUAUCUUCCUCACUUAGAAAUAGAUGCACACCUUUGUUUUCUAGAAGGCGGCGGGAGGGACGAGAUGAAUCUUCAAGGAUACCUACCUCUGAUAUACCAUCUAGAUCUCAUCAUAUUUUUAGAAGAGAAUCAAAUGAAGUGGUUCACCUUGAAGCACAGAAUGAUCCCGUUGGGGCUGCUGCCAAUGGACCACAAACUUUUGCAGCAUCAAGCAGUGCUGCUACUGGUGGCUCCACUUCAGAUUCAGCUCACAGUGGAAGAAAUACAGGAAUAACAGGGAUCCUUCCUGGUUCCUUAUUCCGAUUUGCUGUUCCCCCAGCACUUGGGAAUAAUUUGACUGACAAUGUCAUGAUCACUGUAGAUAUUAUUCCUUCAGGUUGGAGUUCAUCUGAUGGAAAAAGUGAUAAGACUAGAACUACACCUUCCAGAGACCCAGAAAGACUACAGAAAAUAAAAGAGAGCCUCCUUUUAGAGGACUCUGAAGAAGAAGAAGGUGACUUAUGUAGAAUUUGUCAGAUGGCAGCUGCCUCAUCAUCUAACUUGCUGAUAGAGCCAUGCAAGUGCACAGGAAGUUUACAGUAUGUCCACCAAGAGUGUAUGAAAAAGUGGUUACAGGCCAAAAUUAACUCUGGUUCUUCAUUAGAAGCUGUAACUACCUGUGAACUCUGUAAAGAGAAGUUGCAACUUAACCUGGAGGAUUUUGAUAUUCAUGAACUACAUAGAGCUCAUGCAAAUGAACAAGCUGAGUAUGAGUUUAUCAGCUCUGGUCUCUACCUAGUCGUGUUAUUGCACUUGUGCGAACAGAGCUUUUCAGAUAUGAUGGGAAAUACAAAUGAACCAAGCACACGUGUUCGAUUUAUUAACCUUGCAAGAACUCUUCAGGCACAUAUGGAAGAUCUCGAAAGCAUCUAUCUGCACAGCCUGCCCUCUUCUCAAAGUCCUACAACCUCCAGGGUGCUUCAUACCAGCAGUAAUAAGCCAGAUUCUGCUCAGCUUCAGAGGAUGAUUCCGAAGAAGAUGGAGACCAUAACAGAACAUUUGAUAUUGCCUAACUUCAUAUAAGACAAGGAUUGUCUGUGAACAAGUGUGUUUAUUAAAACUGGCAAUUAAGUGUGAAUUACUUUUUUUAGGAAUGCCUGUUGAAUACAUUGGCUAUAUAUAUAUAUCAUGAAUAUAUAUAUACACAUAUAUGCAUGUAUAUAUAUAUUCACUCACAAGUGUUGCUGAAUUAAAAUUCUAUUACUGGACCGGUUAACAUGGCCAGUGAAUCUGAUGUUUAUAAACUGGUAAUCAAAAGUAUUUUUCUUUUAGGUGAGUGGGGAAAUGUUAACCUUGUUUUAAAUAUCUAACAAUGCUGACGACCCUUUUUUGUGUUCUGAUUACUGUAGUCAUAUUUAUGAAAAAAGGUUCGUGUUUUAGUCUCUUGCUAGUGAAAAAAGUGGGACAAAGUAUACUUUUGAAAUAAAAUGCCUAAUGGCACGUAAUUAUUUUUCCUUUUAAAAUGCCUUAAGUUACAGCCUCGUUUUCAUAAUCAUUUACUUCCAGUGUUUUACAAAAACAAAAUGGGGAGGGGGUAUAAUGAGCAUUAUAUUAGGUUUCCAAAUUUGAUUCUAAAUUCACUUAGCAAUAAAAUUUAAUUUUUAAAAAGCAUUUAAAUAUAAAAUGUAUAAAUGAUGGAUACCUUUUUGUAUUGAUUCGCAAAUGAAGAUUAUAUUUGAUAGGCCAUAGUAUGUAGAUAUUCCUUUUAGGAAUAUUACAGCUGUAAAUUAAAUCAGAAUUGCCAGUCAAAUACAAUUUGGUUACAAGAAAUCUCAAGUUAAUGGAAUAUUUUUAAAUCCCACAUUCAGAGUUUAAAAACACUGGUUUUCAAUGUGUUGUUUUUUUUUUUUGUUUGUUUUUUAAGUGUUGUCACUUCUUUAUAGAUAAAUAUGAUAUAAACUAUUUAGAUCCUGGACCUUUAUAACUGUUCCUUGGUAAUUCUGAGCAUUUAUUUAAUGAUUUAAUAUUUUUCAUUACCUUUGGAGAACAUAUGAACAUUAUUCACCAUGAAUAAAUCUAUACUGUGGCCAUGAGUUAUGUAUACUUCCAUAACUGUAUAUUUCCUCUGUCAACACCCAUAGGAUAUAUUCAAAAACACCUUCGGGUGGUUUCUGAUUAAAUAAAGUCUUAGGUCAUGGCAGCGAAGUAUUUUUUCAGAACCUAAGUCAAAACCAUGUAAUUUUUCAAAUGUUAAAUAAACAGUUUGCCCACACUUAGUUGUUUGUUCUUAUGUAAAACUUUGGCUUGAAAUAAAGUGCAUAGUGAUU